AUGGAAGGGUUUGGGUCGCUGGUAGGGAUAGCAGGGUUUGGGUCUCAGGAACCAAGGAUAAGAGGGAGGAAGGGGAAGAAGAAGGCGGCCAAUCCGGGGAAGGGAGCAUCAGAUUGGGAGGGGAGGAUGGGGGGUUUGGGUGGAAUUGGUUGGCGAAAGGUCUUCAAGGUCGCAAAUAAUAGGCUUGGGGUAAAGGGGCGGGAAGAAAUUGGAGGACAAGGGUUGGGACAUGGGAACAUAAAAUAUGGAGAAAUCUGA
Linum trigynum is the source of this 258-nucleotide messenger RNA. Lineage: Eukaryota; Viridiplantae; Streptophyta; Magnoliopsida; Malpighiales; Linaceae. The record is from the annotation of a GenBank genome assembly.